AUGAACACCAAUGGCCAUGUCUCUGAGCCCGAGCACAAACAUGAAACCACCGGCGUCUACAAUGCGAAAUCCGUGGUAGAAAUCCGUGCUGCUCUGGCCGAGCUCCACCAAAAAGAGGCCACCGUGACCUCGCAGCUCGACGCCCUUGUGAGCGCACAGAAAGAUCUACAGCGAGAACUCGGCCGUCUCGAUCUGUUCCGCGCAAAUGCCACCGCACAAGCGUCCAAGACAAGAGCCGUCAGCAAUGGGAUGCUCUCGGACGCAGCCGCCAACGCCAAACGCAUCUCAAAUUCGGUCCAAAGGCUCGAUCUCGAGCAGGAGAGGGUCAAGGCCACGCUCACAGUCGUGGAGCAGGUCGGGGAGCUCAAGGCUUGUGUGCUGGGUGUCUCUGGGUCCAUGGGAGCGGCCCAGGACUGGGAAACCGCCGCCAGCUAUCUCAGCAGAGCCUCGAAGAUCCCCAGUGCUGUCAUCAACGGCCCGUUCGCCGCAAGGAUCGUACCGACCGCAGAAGUUCCAGAUGCGCCGGCCGUGACCUUGGAGAACGCAUCGGAAUCAUUGUGUAGCCUGUUCCUGAGAGAGUUCGACAAAGCAGUCAAGGACAAUGACGGCGCCAGGAUAACACGUUUCUUCAAAUUGUUCCCCCUCAUCAACCGGUCCGAUGUUGGCCUCGACGUUUAUGGUCGCUAUGUUUGUCAGGGUGUCGCUACUCGAGCGCGAGCGAACCUUAAUGCAGGCACCGGUGGCAAUCAGAGCAAAGACGGCUUCUUCUACGCAAAUGCCCUGACAAAACUGUUCGAGCACAUUGCACAAAUUAUUGAGGGACACGGUGGACUGGUCGAGCGCCAUUACGGAGCCGGCAAGAUGGCUCGAGUCGUUGAACGACUACAAGUCGAGGCUGAUCUCCAAGGAGGGAUUAUACUCGACACCUGGAGCGACGAGAGGAAGAUCGACCGUCAGCUGACCGAUAUCAAAGCAUACGCUUUCACUUUCUUGGUCCAGAGCUUCAUGAAUGCACAGCGAGGAUCAAGCGGAACGCCGCGCGCCGGCUCUCCUGCACCGGGAAGGUUGAGUGAGGAUGAGUCGGUCGACAUGAAACAGGUCGACGCCCUGUUGAAUGAAAUGACCCUCAUGUUGGGCAAAUGGUCCCUGUACACCAGUUUCAUUGCCGAAAAAUGUCACGAUGCCGGCGGUCUCGAUGCAUCGCUCCCGAUGCCGGCUUUCCUCCUCGACUCGAAUCUCCACAAAAAGGUACAGGAGAAAGUCCUCAUCCCGUUCAACACCAUGACCACGUUCUUCUUCCGACGCUCAGUCGAGAAGGCGUUCCAGCUAGACGAGCAACCGCCGGAUUUGUCCCUCAACCCGCACAAACCACUCAAUUCCAAUCCUCCUCACGUCACCUCUGCAAUCGAAGACAUCAUGUACAUCGUCAACAAAGUCCUGCAGCAGUCCCUGGCAACGUCACAGAAGCAGGUCGUCUCGAGCGUCGUUCCGACCCUGGGCAGAAUCCUCGGCUCCGACUUCAUUGGGAUGGAGCAGCGCAAGAUGCGUGAUGAGAGCUACCCCAAAGCCGCGAUUCCGGGCCAACUCCCGCCCGAAGCGACCAUCGUCUCGUUCCUCGUGCUCAUCAACAACCUCGACGUAGCCAAGGACUACGUUUUCCAGAUCGCCCGUGCUCGAGUGGAACCUGCGGCCGCGGGCUCACCCCAUCGACCUCUGGCAGAACUGUUCCCCGGGCCGGGCGAGGCCGACGAAGUCGCCGCGGCACUGACGUCGUUCGCGACCGUCUUCUCGGACAAGACCAACGAGCUCAUCUCCGACGGCGUCAACGUGGUCUUCCACAACGUCAUGAAGCCCCGUCUCCGACCGAUCCUGAUGGACGCAUUCCGCGAAACAGACUACCAGCUCACGCGGGAGCAGUUGCAGGACCUCGCGGGGACGGACCUCGAGGGCGGGGACGACCCGACCGAGGCGGCCCUGUCGGACCAAGUCCGCAUGCGAUUCCAGCUCGGGUGGGACGCCCUGACGAGGCCCAUCGGCCGCAUCAUGACCGAGCGCACCUUCGACCAGCUCUUGGGAACCGUGGUCAACCACCUGAGCAAGAUGCUCGAGAAGCGUCUGUGGACGUACCACGGGCGCGUCAACGAGCUCGGCGCCGCGAGGCUGGAGCACGACGUCAACGAAAUCGUCAAGGUCGUGGUCAGGGGACACAAGUACGCCCUGCGCGAGCACUUCUUGCGCUGCACCCAGAUCUGCAUGAUCAUGAACAUGGACGAGGAGGAGUGGGACGAGUUGAUCACCUCGGGCGGCGAGGUCGCGGAUAAAUUGAAGCUCGAGGAGCGUGUGAGGGCCAGGAAUAUGGUCAAGGAGACCACUUCCUAA
Messenger RNA from Fonsecaea multimorphosa CBS 102226, 2379 nucleotides. RefSeq lists its product as uncharacterized. The transcript has a single exon. The coding region runs from base 1 to 2379 and encodes 792 amino acids. The record is from RefSeq and is a predicted model, not a curated record. NCBI's taxonomy places the organism in Eukaryota, Fungi, Ascomycota, Eurotiomycetes, Chaetothyriales, Herpotrichiellaceae.